This is a messenger RNA of Archocentrus centrarchus (flier cichlid), 2454 nucleotides long. RefSeq names its product cytochrome P450, family 51 (gene cyp51a1). The transcript has 10 exons. Gene Ontology annotation, molecular function: oxidoreductase activity, acting on paired donors, with incorporation or reduction of molecular oxygen; monooxygenase activity; iron ion binding. The coding region runs from base 123 to 1622 and encodes 499 amino acids. Lineage: Eukaryota; Metazoa; Chordata; Actinopteri; Cichliformes; Cichlidae. The record is from RefSeq and is a predicted model, not a curated record.
UAUUACGAACGGUCCUCGACGGUGAGCCUUAUAGCGGGUGGACGGUGACCGGCGGUGUUAGACGGACACGCUUUAAAGGGGUUUGUUUUUAGGGGCUAACAGGUCAGACCGAGGGAGUUAAAAUGUCGAUACCCAUUUAUCAGAUGAGCGCUAAACUGCUCGGGGACACUGUGGGGACAGUGAACGAAAACCUGACCUCCGUGAUACUGGCAGCCUCCGUCUUUACGCUCACUCUGGGGUACAUCUCCAAACUGCUUCUUAAACAGUCCACAGACCAGGACGCGAAACACCCACCGUACAUACCCUCCAGCAUCCCCUUUCUGGGACAUGCAAUUGCAUUUGGAAAGAGCCCCAUUGAAUUUCUAGAAAAUGCGUAUGACAAAUACGGCCCCGUGUUCAGCUUCACCAUGGUGGGCAAAACAUUCACCUACCUGCUGGGCAGUGAAGCAGCCUCACUGAUGUUCAACAGCAAAAAUGAAGACCUGAAUGCAGAGGACGUCUACUCGAGACUGACCACUCCGGUGUUCGGCAAAGGAGUCGCCUACGACGUGCCGAACCACAUUUUCCUGGAACAAAAGAAGAUGUUUAAGACUGGGCUCAACAUUGCCCGUUUUAGGCAACAUGUCAAGAUAAUCGAGAGAGAAACCAUUGAGUAUUUUCAGAGAUGGGGUGACAGCGGGCAGAGAAACCUGUUUGAGGCUCUGUCCGAGCUGAUCAUCCUGACAGCCAGCAGCUGCCUCCAUGGGACGGAGAUCCGCGGCAUGUUGGAUGAACGCGUGGCUCAGCUUUACGCUGACUUGGAUGGAGGAUUCACCCAUGCUGCGUGGCUCCUGCCAGGCUGGCUGCCCCUGCCCAGCUUCAGGAAGAGGGACAGAGCUCACAGAGAGAUCAAGAACAUCUUCUACAAGGUGAUUCAGAAACGAAGGAGGUCUGGAGAGCAAGCAGACGACAUCCUGCAGACCUUCAUCGACACCACGUACAAAGAUGGACGGCCGCUGACCGAUAACGAGAUCGCGGGGAUGCUGAUCGGUCUCCUCCUGGCGGGUCAGCACACAUCCUCCACCACCAGCGCCUGGCUGGGCUUCUUCCUGGCCAAAGACAAAGCUCUGCAGGAGCGCUGCUACGCAGAGCAGAAGGCCGUGUGCGGGGAAGACCUGCCUCCACUUGACUUUGAUGAGCUGAAGGAUCUCAGCUUGUUGGAGCGCUGUUUAAAGGAAACCCUGCGGCUCCGCCCACCCAUCAUGACCAUGAUGAGGAUGGCUCGCUCUCCUCAGACUGCAGCAGGAUACACCAUCCCCGUGGGGCACCAGGUGUGCGUCUCCCCAACUGUUAACCACCGGUUGCACGACACUUGGGUGGACAGGUUGGAGUUCAAACCCGAUCGCUACCUCAACGAUAAUCCUGCCGCAGGGGAGAAGUUUGCCUAUGUACCUUUUGGAGCUGGCCGUCAUCGCUGCAUUGGGGAAAACUUUGCCUACGUCCAGAUCAAAACCAUCUGGUCCACUUUGCUCCGCAUGUACAACUUUGACCUGGUGGAUGGAUAUUUCCCCACAAUCAACUACACCACAAUGAUUCACACCCCUCACAACCCUGUCAUCAGAUACAAGCGGAGGAAGCAGUGAGGGACGGAGAGAUCCGAGCAUCUGAAGUGAAGCUCCAACCUUUUGGGACUUGAAUUGAAAAUUUACAUCAGUGCACUUUGCUGUAAAUGCCCAAGCUGUGCUUUUAUUCUUUAUUUUGUCUGGAGGCCAGCUCUUAUUGUGAAGGUCAGCAUUUGGAGAUAAGUAUGACUUUCCGGAGUGAAAAACGGGGCUGUGAAAGCUGAUGCUCAUAUUCACAAUGUGAAUUCUUAAAAAAAAUACAAAUGGAGAAAUAAUAAGUGCCUUAUGACGUCUUUAGACCGAAUGAAGCCUUUGAGUCAAUCCAAGAAGACAUACUUGCUUUUCUGCUGUCCAGAUUUAUGUUUUGGUAGAGUUAAUAAUUUUAUAUCAGUUAUGCAGCAAACUUUAAAAUCCUGUGGAUAAAAGUUCUUGACACUGGAAUCAGCAGUUGGUUAAAACCAAGCACCACGAGGUCCAUUUGCAGCUGUCUGACUGGACCUUUCAGUUCUGUCACAUGAUCGCUAUCGGCAGAGAACAUUUGACGAGUUUUGUAUUUUUCUUUUUGUCCUUAGCAUUAUUCAGUAUGAGGGUUUAAACUUGAGAAGAGAGUCAUUAAAAUCCUCAGAAAACAACUCCAUGCUAACUGAAUAAUCUGCUGAGGGAGACCAUGUGAUAUAGUCCAAAGCUCCAGGGGGUUCCUAAAUGGAUCUUGUGGGGAAUAUGUUAUUCCUGAGAUGUAUAUUAGAAUUUUCCUGCAGAUGAAAUUUGCUUUAAUGGCAAAAAAAUAAAAAAAAAUAAAUCUCAAACCCUCACAAGUGAAACUGGUUAUAAAUCAAUAAAGAAGUGAAACAGA